Messenger RNA from Dermacentor silvarum, 7238 nucleotides. Its product is annotated as matrix metalloproteinase-2. Gene Ontology annotation, molecular function: metalloendopeptidase activity; zinc ion binding. NCBI's taxonomy places the organism in Eukaryota, Metazoa, Arthropoda, Arachnida, Ixodida, Ixodidae. Gene Ontology annotation, cellular component: extracellular matrix. The coding region runs from base 252 to 2072 and encodes 606 amino acids. Gene Ontology annotation, biological process: extracellular matrix organization; collagen catabolic process; proteolysis. The transcript has 8 exons. The record is from RefSeq and is a predicted model, not a curated record.
GGCUGCCGCCUCCGGAGGAGAGACUCACGAGCCUCCGCCGAAGCCGGUCGCCUGGGCGUCGACGGAGAGCGCGAUCGCGGGUGCGUGCAGCCGCCGCCGCUGUUGGGACGACGAUGUGCGCGCGGACUCGGACGACACGCGGGGGGGUCUCCUCGCACUAGGGCGAGGCAUGGCGCACGCUGGCCACGGCCGCGACAGCCGCUCGAGUAGACGACAGCAAAGAGGGACUCCGCGCCGCUAGAGUUAGGCAAAUGCAGGGUCCCGUCGGUCACAGGAGCCCGCGGUGCGGCCCGUCAGCGGAGAGGACGCGGCAGGCCUCCUUCCAGCUGCUGCUGCUGCUGAUGUUGAUGACCGUGGCGGCAACGUCCGAGGCGCGACCGGCAACGGAAUCAUCGGUCUCGGAUGCGGAUGCUCUGGGCUUCCUGGAGCGCUUCGGCUACAUGGGCGACACGAGCCGCAACGCGGUGCUUCCCUCGGACAACCUGCGCACCGAGCAGGGCUUCCGGGCGGCGCUGCGGCGCAUGCAGCGCUUCGCCGGACUCCGCCCCACCGGACAGCUGGACGCCGAGACCAUGGCGAUGAUGAAGAGGCCACGCUGCGGCGUGCCCGACGUCAUCGGGCACGCCGAGCGCGUCAGGCGGUACGCGCUGCAGGGCGCCAAGUGGGACAAGACAGAACUCACGUGGAGCGUGGAGGAGUUUCCGCGCCGCGCCGACCGCGGCAUGAUCCGCUCGGCGAUCGGCAGGGCGCUGAAGGUGUGGAGCGACGCCUCUAAGCUGCGCUUCACCGAGAUGGCCGCCGUGUCGAGCCGCCGCCGCAGGCCCGGCGACGAGGGCGGCGCCGACAUCGCGGUGUCGUUCGCGAGGCUCGACCACGGCGACGGCUACUCGUUCGACGGGCCGGGCACCGUGCUGGCGCACGCCUUCUUCCCCGGCGAAGGCAUGGGCGGCGACGCGCACUUCGACGCCGACGAGAACUGGAUCACCGGCACGCCCUCCAGGGACUCCAACGAGGUGAGCCUGUUCGCUGUGGCGGCGCACGAAUUCGGCCACUCGCUGGGCCUGUCCCACUCGUCGGUUCCCGGGUCGCUCAUGUACCCCUACUACCAGGGAGUCAAGGACGACUUCCAGCUGCCCUACGACGACAAAGUGGGCAUCCAGAGGCUCUACGGCGCCAAGUACCCGACCAAGUGGGCGUCCAUGCAACCCAUCAUCCCGCGGACGACGACGCCGUCUCCAGCGGGACGGGGGCCGCAUGGACGACAGCCGGUCGCGGGCGGAGGGCCCCGGGAAAGGCAGCCCACCCGGCAGCCAGAGCCCAGGCCACCCCAGUCUCCGCCGCAGAGGCCCGUGGAUGACGGGAAACCCGAUGGGUGCAGCACUUCCAUCGACGCCAUCGCCGUCAUCCGACGCGAGCUGUUCAUCUUCAAGGGAAAGUACUUCUGGCGUAUCAACGACCAGGGCCUCAAACCUGGCUAUCCCGUGGAGAUCAGCCUGUUUUGGUACGACUUACCCGCCAGCCUCGAGAAGAUCGAUGCCGUCUACGAGAGGCCCGACCAAAAGAUCGCCUUCUUCAUAGGUCGCCAGUACUGGCUGUUCAGCAGUAACCGUCCCUUGCCGGGCUACCCGCGGCCAUUGACCAACCUAGGCUUGCCGGCAAGCCUGACGCACGUGGACGCCGCCAUGGUGUGGGGCCACAACGGGAAGACAUACUUCUUCAGUGGCGACCAGUACUGGCGCUACGACGAGUUUGACCGCAGUGUCGAGUUCGACUAUCCACGGCACGUGCGGAUGUGGCGAGGCGUGCCGUACAAUGUCGAUGCCGCAUUCCAGCACACCGACGGCCAGACGUACUUCUUCAAGGGACAGAAGUUCUGGCGGUUCAACGACCGGCGCAUGCAUGUUUACAACAGGACGAAACACGUUGGCGAGUGGUUUGGCUGCCCUGUGGCCAAGGCCUCCUAUGCAGACGAGCACAGUGCCCUAAGCAGCAAUGCGCUGGUUGCACUGGCCUCAACCCCUCUUCUUAUACUCAUCACUGCCCUCACACUGGCCUUUGGGCAAAGAUCUUGAUCAUGGCCACUAGUUAUAAGGGUCCAGAUAUAAGUACUGACGCCCUGCUGAUAUGGUGCACGAUGAGGGUAGUGUGCCGGUAUUGUUCCGGUGAAGGUGCUGGCUGCAGCCGUGGUGAGAAGCAACCAUGCACAGGAAUAGCCACCAGUUCUAGUGAGCUCCUUGAUGCAAACGGGCUGCAGUGGGUGAAGGAAACUAAUCUUUUGUACUUUCUGUUGAUUACCCAUGUUCAGUUGUCAUGCAGUGCUCAAAAUCAAUUUAAUUGGUACUACUGCACCAGCUAAGAAAUAAAAUCCAGCUACAGCCGACUCUUGUUAAUUUGACACCUGUGGAACUGCAAAAUUUGGUCGAAUCAUCUGAAAAGCCGAAUUAAAGAACUGUGGCAAAAUGAAUGAAUUCAAUUAUUUAUUAUUGCUCAAAGUAGUCUGUAAUGUCUUUCUGCUUGUUGCUCUUGAAGCCAGAGUUAAUCGGCAUGCAGCGAUGAGCACCGACAUAAUGCUGCCUCAGUGUUUACCUGAACUUCCGGAAAAGUAAACUAAUACAGCUUCACGCCUAGGGAAGCAGUAGUGUUGCAUGCUGAAUUUCUUGUGUUUUUAAGUCUUAGUAACCACUGCAGCGCAUGAAGGGAUGCCAGCAAUGGUCAAGUUAACUGAAGCAGCAUGCUUUGCUUUCGAACUGAACAAGUUUUUCUUCCAUAGAAAUUUAUGGUUUCUCGCUGGGAGUUUCCACUUGCAUUCGAAUUAAAUGAAAAGUCAAAUUAACCGAGGUUGGAUUAACGAGAGUCAACUGUAUUAGGGUUUGUGUGUGCUGAUACUUAAAUGUCUGCAAAUGCCAGUAAAAGGCACUACGGUGUCAAUUGCAAUUGAUGAUACGAGCUGUACACAGCCAGCACCUUACAAUAGUGGUUUUAUACACUCAAUGCAUUUUUGCAUGCUAGUUACUUGUGAUCAGCCUACGUUUGCCCACUCUGUUCUUGAAGCAAAAGCACUUGAACAAAUUUUAAGCAAUGCACGCCAGUUUCUUAAAAUGGUUACCUCAACUGAAGACUGCCACUAAGCAAUGCACACAUUGAAAAUAUGCCUGCCCUCUACACAGGAGAGUGAAAAUUUCAGUCUUUAUCUCCACUAAUAUAAUUGGCAGAUUAUCUUCACUGUGUGUCCACAAAUACUCAUUAGCCAUUGCAUCACAUGUGCCAUUUUAGCCGAAAGUCUGGGAAAUAAGAAUUGUAACUUGUGCCAGUAUGGCAUAGACAUAUGGCUUCACAAACGCCCCUGUAAGUUCAGAAUAAAUAAUUUAGAAUGAAUCUUUGCCUUUUAUUUAUCUAUUUCAGCUAAAUGUCCAUGCAUAAUUUUGAAUGAAGUAGUUUAAAUAAAUGAACCACUUCUGAUAAUUCAUAUCCUUUGUCUCAGAGUGCCUUUGCUUCCAGAUAGCAUCAUCAGGAGCUGUGGCUGAAAAUGCCUGUUGCAAUGCACUUUUGUGCUACAAGACGUUCCAGGUGCGUUGUUUCCAGUGUGAUAUAAGGACUGUGUGCCAUUUGCAUUAUUUAUUUCAUUCAGCCAUUCUUUUUAUCAGUUUAUGUCUACAUAUUGAUGUGAUGUCUUUCCAUGUAUUUUGGUAAUCAAUACCGCCUUUUUUUAAGUAUGUGACACUAUUGUUCUGUGCAAGAAAUUGCAAAAAGUGCUAUAUUGAGUGCACACAGCCAUUUAUAGCAAGAAGCAAUGGAGGUGAAUGACUUUGCAUAAUUUCAAGCCAAAUACUACUGCUGGUUCAGAUGUAACCUGGCAAUGAUACUUUUUGAAGAUUAGUGCAAGGGAGUGACAGUGGACCUUCGUGGCACUUUGCAGAGGCCAAGUUAUUGUUUAAGAUGCAAAGUACCUUUCAGCUUAAAACAGUGAAACUAGAUGAAAUUAAAAUAUCUACGUUAAGCUCAAUUAUACUAGAGUAACAGAGAUUGGCUGUUUGAACACAGCCUCUAAAAAGAAAUUACUUAUUUUUACAUAUUCAAUAUUAAACAUGGACUACUCAACAUGCAGUUAUGGAAAGCACCUAUGUGCCACUUCAGAAAGAGAAAGACAAAUUAAUGUUUGAAAUUCACCUUAACGCACCCAUGUGAGCAUAAACAUUAAUGUAAAAUCUCACAGUGAACAAGACGUUCCAUACAGUGUCUCUGUGAUUAUAUAGUGCUGUUUUCGGUAUGACUAGAACUAACAGGCUUGCCCCAAACCAUGAAUGUCCUUGGAAAGAUUUUGCCAAUGAUGCAUGCUAGAGUGGCAGUGCUGCCGUACCAUGCACCAUCAGCAAUAAUGUGGCUAGGUGAGCUAGCCCAUACAUGUUUUGGAAGCAAACAGCGCUAAAAAGAAGCGCACUGUCUUGCGUCAUCUUGUUCCUUGUUAGCGCUGUUUGCUUCUAAAAUAUGCACUAUUACAGAGGGUUUAUCUACUCACUUGCACUCAGAGACUUUGCAAUGGCGCUUGCAAUGAUGCACCUGACAUUGUCUGCAGGGCUUCUCAAUUGUCUAGAUUUCACAAUGCAUGCUGCUGCUCACAUAUUCUGGCAGAAGCUUGCUCUUCAGAACCACACACGAGCAUUCUAGCCCAGUUUGUGAGAACACAAGUACCACUUCAAAGAUACUAAAAAUCAAUCCUGCAAUUAGGUAUUCUGAAGGUAAUCUAUACAUUAGAUAAACUAUCUCAGAAUGCAUAUGUGAACUGCCUUAGGUUGGCCUACUAUGCUUCGUUUAUGCAAAAUUUGUGGGGCUAUGUUUAUGAGAAGCAAAUACCAACAUAUGUCUGGUAAGAAAAUUUCUACCGCCUAAUAUGUAGCCUUUUUCUUCUAAAUUUGUUCUUAGCAUAUUUGUGAAGGCAUACAAUGCACGUGCAAGUAUGUUCAUGUUAGAAAAAGAUUUACGGUGUUUGCAUUCCACUGUGGUGCUUGUAAAAGUAGAAUAGAUGCAUCUCUUGUAUGAUGCCAUUUCACUAAUGCUGCUGUGCCUCUUUGUGCUUAUGCCUUGCAAAUACCCGUCCCGAGCCUCUUCGCCGCCUGCGAAACUCGCAAAACAAAGGUCACUAUGCUCAGUGCAGCGUAGCUUAUCUGCUUGGCUGCCACACGACCUGAUAAAUUUUCUAGAUAAAGUGCUGUCAACAGUGUAUUUCAUGUUGUAACAUUUCAGAUUGUUGGCAUGGGCACUAUGCCUGUGAAGCUUUCAAUGUCUAUAACGGAUGUUUCAGCAAACUUCCAAGAAAGUAAUGCAUGAACUACUGCUGCUUUAAAAUAAGGAUAUAUCAUUCACGAUGUUACCAGACUGCUUGGCCUUUUUGCUACAUGCUUUUAGGAUAUCUUGUUUAUUCUGCAUCGUCAGAUAUGUUAUGCACAUCCAAAAAUGUGUGUUGUUUUAAGGCACUUUUUAUACAUGUGUAUACAUCUAGUUUCGUUUAUUACAAUAUGUACGACUUUUUGUAUAUAGGCAGUGUAAAUACAUUUUAUUUUGAUGAUUUCAAGUGUAUGAAUGGAUCUUCCAAAAAUCUAAAGGAGCCACGGUAAAUGCAUGAGAGACUAUAAAAUGACAGCAUGAAUCCAAGACAAAGUGUGAGCGAUGCUACCUUUUCUAGUCAGCCAAUUUUACAGGCAGUCAGUGAAAUGACCAUGAAACAAGAGGAGCUGAAGUAACUAUUUGAACCCAGGGAAGGGUGGUCAAUUGCUCAUAUGAAGCUAUAAAUGCAUGACCGUAUACUGUAUUUGCUGAUUAACCAGAAACACUUUGCAGAACAGGCUACGCAGUUGAAGAUGUGUCCUCAUGAUGCUUUAAAUUAAAACAAUCUCUGGAAUGUUCUUUUAGGGACCAAAGUAGCCUCCCUUAUGCUACAUCUGUAGAUAAGCCAGUACGCUUAUACAGAGCUUGAGAUAAAGUGUAUCAUGAUCUGCAACUUUGAGCACUAAGGAAAGAACAUAGGUGAAUGAACAUAGCAAGGAGUUUCACUUAGUUUUUGAGAGUGGGUGUUCGUUAUUUCAUAGCUGAAAACAAGAAAUAGAAAUAAAGAAUACUUUUCUUGUCAACACUGUACCACCUCUAUCACUUACAUGUGGUGUUCAGGCAAUUUUAAGGGCAUUGUUUGUUUUCUUAUAGCAGAUACAGAUAAAGAUUAUGACAAUAACAGCAGCUCAUGCAACGAGCAAAGUGCACUGCUUACAUCUGAACAUUUGCCUAUGUGCCAAAAGAGCCUAGAUUUUGGUUCACAAGGCACAAAGACAACUCUGCUUUUCAAUACGCUUGACAUUGAAGAUGCUGAUGUUGCAAGACAGUGGCAAAUUUUAUACAACGAGCUAAUGACCCAAGACAAACAAAAAAUUAAGGGCUUUCAAUUUUGGCUUUUGUACAAUUCAAACAAGGGGGGCAGCUCAGUACUCAACUUUGGAAACUAACAUUUAUUGCUUUGAAUACCAAAAGCUUUUUGACUUUGAUAAUGCUUUGUCCUGAGAAACAUGUCAAACCCAAUCUACACAAAGCUUGCAUGAGAUGUGACUGCUGGAAAAAUCAGCUCGUACCAGUAAAUGAAGGACCAAAAUAAAAGAACAGCCCAUCAAGCUGUCAGCUGCCUAAACAAAUCCUCACAGAAUUUCUAAAAACGUUUUAUUUGCUGUACCUCCUAUCACAAUACAUUCUACUCUUUCAAACAAAAAUGCAACCAACAAUAUGAAGUGUUUCUGCCUGCAUACCAGCAUUUUACUCAAGGUCAUAUACAUAAAUUGAGCAGAGACUGUAUAUGGCUUCCUGUUAUGAGUCAGUAGCCAGGAUUAAGCAACACAGCUGGCAGAAUGCAAGGCAUUUUUUCUGCACAAGAUACAAGGUCCAAGGCCAAUCGACAGUACACUCGAAACACGUGCUGCCAAGAUUGUUAUGACAACAACAACAACAAAAAUUAUUCAGGAGCCCACUUAGCUCGACUACUGUGUACCACUGCAGAGAAACAAAUGGUUGUGGAAAUUUUUUUCAAUGAUAUGUGCUUCGCAUAUACUACGAACAAACAGACAUGGUGUGCCUUUUAUAUGUUAAGCAAGCAAUUUAUGAAUGUGUCUUUAUACUGUGAAACAGGUUGCACUCUGCUGAUUUGUAUUUGAAAUUUGUGCAUUGUGAGAAAUAAAAAAAAAAAAAAACUUUCAUCACCAAGC